CUGCUAAAAGCCGGCCCGCGGCGUCGCGCAGCGCACAGAGCCCUCUGCCGCCGGCGUAGAGAAGCCGCUGAGAGCGGCUGUGGCCCCGAGCAUCCCGCGUGCUCCCCUGGACAGACGCCUCCCGGGGAGACCCCGUGGCCUGGUUGAGAGCUCCCUUACCUGCAAAUCCCGCGGAAUCCAGGGGCGGCGCGGGCAGCUGCACCGAGCUCAGGCGAGGCGGCGGCGGCGAUGGCCAUGGCCGGGGCGCUGGCAGGUCUGGUUGCGGGCUUGCAGGGCCCGCGGCUCGUCCCCAGCCCGGAUUCAGACUCGGACACAGACUCAGAGGACCCGAGUACCCGGCGCAGCGCGGGCGGCCUGCUUCGCUCGCAGGUCAUCCACAGCGGUCACUUCAUGGUGUCGUCCCCGCACAGCGACUCCCUGACUCGGCGGCGCGACCAGGAGGGGCCCUUGGGGCUCGCUGACUUCGGGCCGCGCAGCAUCGACCCCACACUCACCCGCCUCUUCGAGUGCAUGAGCCUGGCCUACAGCGGCAAGCUGGUUUCUCCCAAGUGGAAGAAUUUCAAAGGCCUCAAGCUGCUGUGCCGGGACAAGAUCCGCCUCAACAACGCCAUCUGGAGGGCCUGGUAUAUCCAGUAUGUGGAGCGGAGGAAGAGCCCCGUGUGUGGCUUCGUGACCCCCCUGCAGGGGCCUGAGGCUGAUGAGCAUCGGAAACCCGAGGCCGUCAUCUUGGAGGGGAAUUACUGGAAGCGGCGCAUCGAGGUGGUGAUGCGAGAAUACCACAAGUGGCGCAUCUACUACAAGAAGCGGCUCCGCAAGUCCAGCCGGGAAGGGGAUCUCCUGGCCCCAAAGCAGGCGGAAGGGGGGUGGCAGCCACCGGAGCGAUGGUGCGAGCAGCUCUUCACCAGCGUGGUGCCUGUGCUGCUGGGGGGCCCAGAGGAGGAGCCCGGUGGGCGGCAGCUUCUGGAUCUCGAUUGCUUUCUGUCCGACAUCUCCGACACACUCUUCACCACGACUCAGCCUAGCCCCACACCCCUGCAGCUGCCCCCCGAGGACGCCUAUGUCGGCAAUGCUGACAUGAUCCAGCCUGACCUGACGCCCUUGCAGCCCAGCCUGGAUGACUUCAUGGAGAUCUCAGAUUUCUUCACCAACUACCGCCCCCCACAGACGCCUACACCUUCAAACUUCUCUGAGCCCCCCAGCUUCGGCCCCAUGGCUGACCCCGUCCUUAGCAGUGGGGUCCUGGGCUCCGAGUUGCCCCCCGCCUCUCUGGGCAUGACCCAGCUCUCAGGGCAUAACCGCCUGCAGGCUCGGAGCAGCUGCCCUGGCCCCCUGGACUCCAGUGCCUUCCUGAGCUCUGAUUUCCUCCUUCCUGAAGACCCCAAGCCCAAGCUCCCACCUCAAGCCCAAGCUCCCGCAGCCCCACCCCUCAUCCAAUACCCCAGCCCUACUAAGGGACUUGGCCUAGAGCCCUGCCCCCCACCCCCCUUCCCUCCCAUGGUGCCCCCGCCUGCUAUGCUCCAGGAAGAACCUCUCUUCUCUCCCAGAUUCUCUUUCCCGACUAUCCCUCCUGCCCUGGGAGUGUCCCCACUGUCUACGCCCACAGCCUUCCCGGCCACUGCACAGCCGGGCCCAGGCCCUACCCCUGCCCCCUUCCCCAUAGACCUUCAACGCCUGGGGUAUUCGGAGCCCCCCUUUGGGCCUCACUUCAUGGUGCCCCAAAGUGCACGGCCCAGAGGCAAGCCCCCCACCCUGUCCCCUAGGGGGCGGAAGCCCAGUGCCCCCACCUUGGCCCCUGCCACUGCCAGCCCCACUGCCACUGCCGGGGGCAACAACCCCUGCCUCACACAGCUGCUCACAGCAGCCAAGCCUGAGCAAGCGCUGGAACCGCCACUUGCGUCUGGCCCCCUCCUUCGGUCCCCAGGGUCCCCGCAGGAGACAGUCCCUGACUUCCCUUGCACCUUCUUCCCCCCAACCCCGGCCUCCACACCACCCCGGCCACCUCCAGGCCCGGCCACCCUGGCCCCUCCCAGGCCCCUGAUUGUCCCCAAAGUGGAGCGGCUCUCACCCCCAGCACCCAGUGGUAAAGGGGGUUUGCCGGGAUCGGGGAGCUCUAUGGGAUGGAGGGAGGGAAAGGAAGAAGGGGGGACCAGGACCAGGGCCAGGAUGAGAGGGACAGGGCAAUGGGACCCUGUCCCCGGUGUCGGUCUGUCUGUGGGUCUGUCUGUCCCUGGCACAGGUGGUGAGCGGCGGCUGUCUGGGGAGCUCAACUCGGCGCCGGGCCCAGGGACUCUGAGCAUCCACAUCUCUCCCUCUCAACCCAUCCCAGGCCGGGGGGGCCGGCCAGACAAGACCGAAAACCGGCGCAUCACACACAUCUCGGCCGAGCAGAAGCGGCGCUUCAACAUCAAACUGGGGUUUGACACGCUGCACGGGCUGGUGAGCACCCUCAGCACCCAGCCCAACCUCAAGAUGAGCAAGGCCACCACGCUGCAGAAGACGGCCGAGUACAUCACCAUGCUGCAGCAGGAGCGCGCGGCCAAGCAGGAGGAGGCCCAGCAGCUCCGGGACCAGAUCGAGGAACUCAACGCUGCCAUCAACCUGUGCCAGCAGCAGCUGCCUGCUACCGGGGUGCCCAUCACACACCAGCGGUUCAACCAAAUGCGAGACAUGUUCGAUGACUAUGUCCGGACCCGCACGCUGCAUAACUGGAAGUUCUGGGUGUUCAGCAUCCUCAUCCGGCCUCUGUUCGAGUCCUUCAAUGGGAUGGUGUCCACGGCAAGCCUGCAGAGCCUCCGCCAGACCUCACUGGCCUGGCUGGACCAGUAUUGCUCCCUGCCUGCUCUCCGGCCAACUGUUCUGAACUCCCUACGCCAGCUGAGUACAUCCACCAGUAUCCUGACGGACCCGGACUGUAUACCCGAGCAAGCCACACGGGCAGUCACAGAGGGCACCCUUGGCAAACCUUUAUAGUGCUGGCCAGACCCUGCUGCUCACUCAGCUGCCCAGGGCCACCUCCUGCCCCAGGCCCUGGCUGUCAAGGAGGGUUUUUUCUGACCUCCCAGAAGCCAGGAAGAACGGAGUUCCAGCCCCUGCUCCACAGGCAACCAGCACUGUGCCCCGGGGGGUGGGGGAGGCUCAUCCUUCCUCUCUGGACCUCCGUUUUCCAGGCUGCAAUAUGGGGAAGGGCAGGCUUCCACUAGAAGAUGAUCCCAAGGCCUUAGCAGCUGUGGUGCUUGGGGACCUAAACCGUCGACUCAGGGAGUUUGAAGGAGAAAAGAGGACGCUCCCCUUCCCCGUCACUCCCACCUGCUCCCCCACAGGUGGGGGACAGGCCCCUGCUUCUGGGCAGGGAAGCCAGAAAGGAGGUUCCUUCUCUCUGCUCCUCCACUGGUAGCCUGGAGGGGCUGUGGGCAGGUGUCCCUGGGUGAGGCCAGGAGAGAGCAGGGCAGGGGGAGGCCAACCCAGGGCAGGCAUCUGGGGCGGGGGGGUGUAUGUGUGUGGACACGUGUGUGCGGAUUUUGUAAAGCAUUCUUGACCAAUAAAAACAAAAACAGUCGGGGA
Sus scrofa (pig) is the source of this 3561-nucleotide messenger RNA. It is a transcript of the gene MLXIPL, whose product is annotated as MLX interacting protein like. Gene Ontology annotation, biological process: regulation of transcription by RNA polymerase II. Gene Ontology annotation, cellular component: nucleus. Lineage: Eukaryota; Metazoa; Chordata; Mammalia; Artiodactyla; Suidae. Gene Ontology annotation, molecular function: DNA-binding transcription factor activity, RNA polymerase II-specific; RNA polymerase II cis-regulatory region sequence-specific DNA binding; protein dimerization activity. The record is from RefSeq and is a predicted model, not a curated record.